GACCAAUCGUCCUACGUGGAGAUCUUGAAGGCCGUCCUCUCUCUCUCUCUCUCUAGUUAUUCCGUGUGCGCUCACAAAUCCAAGAGUCACCACCAUCUCAGACAACCUUCUCUUUUCCUCUCUCUCUCUCUCUCUCUCUCUCUCUCUUUGGAAAUGGCGGUUCCUGUGGUUCGGUUCCCCAUCGUUAGUCUUAUACGGAUCAUCGGAGUUACAGUCGCAGCUUUGGUUCUCACAUGGUCGCUGCACUACAGAGGCGGCAUGUCGCUUAUCGCCGACAAUAAAGAUCUCAUCUUCAACGUUCAUCCAGUUUUGAUGGUGAUUGGCCUAAUACUUUUGAAUGGAGAAGGCAUGCUAGCUUACAGAACAGUAUCAGGAACAAAAAGUUUCAAGAAGUUAGUUCAUCUCAUGCUGCAGUUCCUGACUUUAUGUUUGAGUGUGAUUGGUGUAUGGGCUGCUUUGAAAUUUCACAAUGAUAAAGGCAUUGAUAAUUUCUACAGUCUGCAUUCGUGGCUAGGCCUAGCUUGCCUUCUGCUAUUUGGCAUCCAGUGGGCUACUGGAUUUGCAACCUUUUGGUACCCAGGUGGCUCGAGAAACGGCAGAGCAACCCUACUGCCUUGGCAUGUUUUUUUCGGGGUUUAUAUUUACGCCCUUGCUGUUGCUACAGCUGCCACUGGAAUCUUAGAAAAACUCACAUUUCUUCAAACCAAUCAAAUAAUAACACGCUAUUCGACUGAGGCUUUGUUAGUAAACUCUUUGGGGAUCUUGAUUGUUGUACUGGGUGGUUUUGUUAUUCUGGCAAUUAUUACUCCUAAUGGCAAGAGUGAUGCUUUUAGAGGAGCAACAGAAUAGGCACGAUUUGUAUCUUGUUAUAAUUCACCAGGGACUAAGAGGAGUGGUUUUGCUCAACUUGUAGGUUUUCUCUUGUAACAAAAAAUUACAAACCAGAAUUAAAUCCCUUGAAAAUUUUUCAA
Molecule: messenger RNA, 971 nt
Organism: Malania oleifera
Lineage: Eukaryota; Viridiplantae; Streptophyta; Magnoliopsida; Santalales; Ximeniaceae
Product: transmembrane ascorbate ferrireductase 2
Exons: 4
Coding region: 154-849 (231 amino acids)
Molecular function (GO): oxidoreductase activity
Source: RefSeq, a predicted model, not a curated record